Molecule: messenger RNA, 1167 nt
Organism: Plasmodium coatneyi
Lineage: Eukaryota; Apicomplexa; Aconoidasida; Haemosporida; Plasmodiidae
Exons: 1
Coding region: 1-1167 (388 amino acids)
Source: RefSeq, a predicted model, not a curated record
AUGAACGACUGCGAAGAUAACGAAGCGGAGCCCUCCACCGAGCUACAAAGAAACCUGCACAACAUCUUAGUUGUGUUCGGACUCAUCGCAGAAAUGAUCCUCGUGGACAACCACCUCCUGGAGUCGGUCAGCAUAAAUGACAUCUACAAAAGUGUGUACUGUGUGCUCAGGGGGAGGUAUGAAUCUAUACUGGAUGUUCUUCUACCUGAGGAAGAGCGCAGCGAUGACGUCACCCCGGUGGAGAAUUCGCCCGAGGGGAAGGUCCAAAAGCCCCUACUAAAAGAAGGAAAACCCUCACCAAAGGAAGGAAAGCCCCUACUAAAGGAAAGAAAACCUUUGCCAAAGGAAGCACAGCUGGAGAAGCAGGCAAAUAGGCCAAAGCACACCACUGGUGGGGAGACCAAAGCAGCAGAUGAACCCACCCCCCUGGCCGAACAGAUCAAAUUAAGAUUUUCAGAAAUAUUUCUAAGCCCAAUUAAGAAGAAGACAAAACUUCCCUACACCGACAAACUGAGCAACAUUAAAUAUGCCAUAGCAGGGUGUAUAUACAUGCAUGGAAAAAUAUGGGGCAAAAAUGUGUCCCUAAGAAAUGUGUUGAACGCAAUUGAUUUCAACCUCUUUUUGUUAAACAAUGGGUUCUACACAGUUAAAUGUGGUACAUCUAAAAAAGAUGCAGAAGAGUUGUCUGAUAGUGUCAACCAAUUUGAACCCACUAGCAAGGAAAACAUUUAUUAUGAGAAAGAACAAAGUCUGAAAAUGGAAAAAGUGAGUCUACGCGCCUUAUCCUUUAACCUCACAAGCAGCAUUUCAAAAUAUUCCCUCCUCUACGAACUCAUGUUUAUUACUAGAUCACCCUACAUUGUCAAUAAGUUCCUCAUUUCCGUUUUUAAUGACGUCAUUUGUAUUCCAGAUUUGGAGAGCCGAUUUGACGACACGGUCAUUAUCAUUUCCUGCAUGUUAUUUGUUAAUCAUUUUUUUUACCACAUCUGUCGGAACGAUCGGUUAAGUUCUAACCAUUUAGGAGUAAUGAAAAAAAAGUAUCUUUCCCAAGUGGAAAAAAUUGUGAAUAUAUUUCUCCUCCUCAAUAAAGCGAACCCCAAAUCUGGCAUGGAGGAUGUUAUUUUUCUUACCAAGGAGAUUGUGCACUUGUAUUCUGUAACAUAUUGA